Messenger RNA from Hydra vulgaris (swiftwater hydra), 1970 nucleotides. RefSeq lists its product as uncharacterized. The record is from RefSeq and is a predicted model, not a curated record. Lineage: Eukaryota; Metazoa; Cnidaria; Hydrozoa; Anthoathecata; Hydridae.
CCAAUAGCAGGUUUUAUAUGCAGUCAAUAGCAGGUUUUAUAUGCAGUCAAAAGCAAGUUUAAAAGCAUAAAAAUCAGAGAGGAAAAAUUAAAAACACUCUUAAAUUUGUUUAAAGAUAAUGUUGAUCAAAAAAUAUUUUUUGGACUUAUCACUAACUUUAAUAACAUCGUUUUUUCAAAAUUCAUUUUUGGAAAAUACAAUACCAAAAUACAGUUUUGGUUUUUAUGGUUCACCUGAAUUAUCGGCAUUUAAUGCGGAUUAUAGCAGCUGUGUGCAAACUUGCUGGAAAAAAAUUGAAAGUGGUGCAUUGUAUGAAGGAGCAGUUAUAAAUUACAAUGAUAAACAGUGCUUCUGUUCUAUUACGCAGAUUGGGCUACCGUUAAAUUACAUGAGUAACCGCGAAAGCAUAAGUUUUUUAUUUUCGAUUUUUCAACCAGAAUCUGAAAUUUGUUCUAUUGGUUCCUAUAUAAAUUUUCGAGUGAGAAUCAGUUUUUAUCUCGAAGGAAAAGACGAAAGCACGUUAUACUUUAUUGAUGACCUCGAUAAUUCAAUCGACUCUUCAGGAAGGAUAAUUAUCACACAGUUUAUAAAUCGAGGUAGAGGUUUUCACUCAUCUAUAAAGACGGAGAGAAAUAAAAAGAGCAAGCUUUACUCGUCAGUAAAAGAAACUUAUUCAGGAAAUGUAAAUUCUAAGUUUGAGAACUUUUAUGAUUUAGAAACAAAGAUUGGCGAUAUGUCUGUUGAAUAUAUUCACACGGAAUGGGCAGUGCUGACUUAUUCCACUAUUGAUUCUUUGCGGGUUACAUUGACUCCGUUUACUAUUCAACGUCCAAUAAGAAAAUGUAGUCUUAUCAUGACAGCUUCAAACUAUACUUUAAAUCAAAACAUGUUUAUUAACCUCAACUUGACAACUAGUGCUGACUGCGUUGCAGAUCUUGAGAGCAUUUCAAUAUUUAUUGAACAUCACCGAAGAUUCAAGUUCAAAAGACUAAUUUUGGAUAAUUUAAGUAUCAAUCCAACAUCAAUGAUUAAUCAUAAAUACUAUGAUCUUAUUUAUAUAGAAAAAAUCUACAUUGAUUCUUUUUUAAAAUUUUCUGUGGAUUACGAAAUUGAUACGCUAUUUGUUUUUGGAAAAGAGGUCAUCUCGACAAUAACAACUAUUAAUUGGAAUGAAUGCACCGAUGAUAAAUCCGUAACAUUUUUAAAGCGAAUGGUUUUUAAUAGUAUCGUGGAAUUAACAAGGAAAGCAUUUAUUCAAACAUUUCCAAAGUUAGACAUGACAAGUGAAACUACGUUUGAAAAUAAGACACAUCUGUAUGAGUGCAUGUCAGUUGAAAAAAGAGAGCCAAGUCCAUGCUUUCAACUUGAAAAAAGUACUGGCCAAAUAAUGUAUUUUCCAAUUCACGUGUUGAAACUUAUUGGUUAUGAUCCCUUGACAAAUUUUUUUUACGGAAAAACAUUCCGAGAAAAUAUUAUCCAAGUUGAUAUUUAUGGUAAAAAACCUGUCGUUAUAAUUACAAAAGAUAAAUGGUUAUCUGCAAUUAGUUCAUCUCGUUUUCAAAUCGUUGAUAAAAUACAAUAAAAUAAUUUGAAUUAGAAUUUAAAAUUCAGAUAAUUUUACAAUUAGACUUUUGUAAUUUAAGCUUUUAUAAUUCAAGAGAUCUUUUAAAUAAAAACGAAUUCUUCGGUCCCUUUAGAGUUUAAUAUUUAGGAUUGAACACUAUGAUUCGAAAACUCUUGUUAUUGGAACACAGACCCUUUUCGUAUUUGAAUUACAUGAUUUCAACUAUAUAUAGAACGUUUACACACAGGUUAUUCGGAUAUUUUUAAGAAUUUUAAAAGUAAUAAAAGUAUUAUUAGAAUUUUGCUAUAGUUGUUAGUUAAAUAAUAAACAAAAUAAUAUAUUGUCUGAUGAAAGUAUUUAUGUAAUAUUAUAGUUAAUUAUGUAAAUGAAAAGCUUUGGUUUGAAA